Molecule: messenger RNA, 2786 nt
Organism: Physella acuta
Lineage: Eukaryota; Metazoa; Mollusca; Gastropoda; Physidae
Biological process (GO): hair follicle development
Source: RefSeq, a predicted model, not a curated record
GGCCUACAUACAUACAGUUGAAUAGGAAGUAGGUAGUGUCUGAGAUGAAAUCGUCAUUCACCCUUCUUCCAUCACGGUUUGUUUUUCAUGCCAAAAUCUAGUUGUGCAGCUGGUCUAGGAGAGAUGGAUGACGUAACAAAUCAGGCGAAGAUCAGGUGCCUUGAGGACGUGAGCAGGUACAAAGAGCAGCACAGGUGCAUGAGGUGUAGGAAGAGCACGCUGGUGCAAUGUGUGGUCUGCGACAGGUGUCUGGAGUUUGAGUAUUGCUCAAUGGAGUGCUGUGUCCAAGAUGAACUCGACCACGCUCACAUGUGUACUGUCAUUGGACUGAAAAAAGGCAUCCUGUAUGCCCAUGAAGACUCAAAGAAAGCACAUAGCGUACGCAUCAAGGCCAAAGUGUUGGAUGAUGAAGGGAAUCUCAAGUUUGAUGAGGUCGAUGAAGAGGUGAUUACACUGGAUAAAGACGUCUCAGACUUAACGAUGAAAGAGAAGAAAGCUGAUAGGGAUGCAAAUUUCGUCCAGAGCUGCACCAAAAGUGGCAAGUUUGGUGGUGCAGCAAAGUGUGACUCGGGUACUAACUCUGGUGCAACGUUUGGAGAGUCGUGGUUCAAACCCAAGGCACUCAAAGAGGAAAAAACACAAGGCUCGACAAAGUCGAAAUACAUCAAGACUAGCGUUAGAGUUCAAAAAGCUGAAAGUUCAAAAACAUUGGAUAAUCCUAAUACUAAUACUAAUCCUGAUCCACAAAGCAAAGUCAACAAAGGUGAACCUGAAACAGGUGUACAGGCUAACGGUGUGGAUAGUGGUGUGGCUAGUGGUGUGGCUAGCGGUGUGGCUAGCGGUGUGGCUAGCGGUGUGGCUAGCGGUGUGGCUAGCGGUGUGGCUAGCGGUGUGGCUAGCGGUGUGGCUAACGGUGUGGCUAGCGGUGUGGCUAGCGGUGUGGCUAGCGGUGUGGCUAGCGGUGUGGCUAGCGGUGUGGCUAGCGGUGUGGCUAGCGGUGUGGCUAGCGGUGUGGCUAGCGGUGUGGCUAGCGGUGUGGCUAGCGGUGUGGCUAGCGGUGUGGCUAACGGUGUGGCUAGCGGUGUGGCUAGCGGUGUGGCUAACGGUGUGGCUAGCGGUGUGGCUAGCGGUGUGGCUAGCGGUGUGGCUAGCGGUGUGGCUAGCGGUGUGGCUAGUGGUGUGGCUAGUGGUGUGGCUAGUGGUGUGGCUAGUGGUGUGGCUAGCGGUGUGGCUGUGGCUAGUGGUGUGGCUAGUGGUGUGGCUAGUGGUGUGGCUAGCGGUGUGGCUGUGGCUAGUGGUGUGGCUAGUGGUGUGGCUGUGGCUGGUGGUGUGGCUAGCAGUGUGUGGCAGCCAAGUGGAGUCUUCUGGGCUGGAACUGGUUUCAAGGGAGUCACUGACUCUGACAGUGACUCUGACGCUGAGAGUGAAGAAGAAACCUUGUACGGCAGACGUCAGAAAACAAACCCCGGAGCCGAGCAGAAAAUAUGUGAACAUUGCAAGAACAGGUCAAUUAAUCUCAAGACCUGCUCACGAUGUAAAGUCACGUAUUAUUGUAAUAAAACAUGUCAGCUGGCCGACUUCAGGAGACACAAGGAGAUGUGCAAGAGAGGCGCACGGUACCUUUCGGCCAGUCAGAAAAUCCCGGAGUUCCUGAUGUUUAGGUUCAUGUUAGGCGUCUCCAAACUAGCGCCGACUCUUUUAGACGUACCUUCAGAGUUUGACUUUGCAUUUUUUCGAAGUUCGGCCAGUAUCCUGUUGGAGAUUGUUGGGCCGUAUUUUCAUCCCUUUAGGCUCGGAGUGGAAGUCAUGGACCUGCAGGGAAACAAGUCUCACGUGAUGUUCUACGACCCAAUGAACGUCUACUUCCACGCACCAGCCCCCGUGUUUUUCGGCUUGCCCAUACCUCUGGCCCAGUGCUUGACCCCCGGGCGUUUCAUCCUGUUGAAGGAGGCGCAUUGGCACAACUUUCUGGAUGGGACCGUUGGCUUCAGGAUUGAUGAUCUGUCCACUGUGUAUUUUGUCAUGUAGCUUAUCAUAACUUGUGGGACGGAGUGGUCUAGCGGUGGAGAGCUGGACUGCUAACCCGAGUUCGAAUCCGGGUUCAAGUCAGUAGACCUUCCCUGAGUCCGCCCAACUCUGAUGGGUACCUAACUCACGUUAGGGAGAGUAACGGCGGCUGGGCAUAGUGCUGACCACACUAUCUCUUCAUAUGCCGAGGUCACAGAAACAAGUGAACUCUACUUCACUUGCCCCAUAGAAAGGGAAACUUUACUUUAUCAUAACUUAUCAUAAAUUUCAUAACCUAUCAUAGCUAUCAAUACUAUCAUAAACAUCAUAACCUAUCAUAACCUAUCAUAGCCCAUCAGAGCUGAGAUAUCAUUUAGCCACCUAUUUAAAUCGUUACAAAAUCAAUGUCGUCUGACCCGUAUUAUCGCUUGGCUAACUGCCCCGUGAUUAUUUUUCUUAAAUAACCAUAUCUGUUAUAUUAACACAACUUAUUGUUCUGUUAUGGCGCCAAAAUUCUAUUGUUACCCAAACCCGUACUUGUGUUUCUUCCUUAAAUUAAAAACAACAAUUCAAAAUUAGUUCUGACAUUUUGAUUACAUUUACUCAUUAACAAAGAAUUUUAAUAGUAAAUUUAUUUGAAAAGUUUAAUAAGGCCGUUCAAUCCUUAGACGUAUUGACUGAACUACUGUAAGGAAUUAUCUGAAAAGGGGAGUAAUGCUGAGUUAAGACGAUCACGGAACAAAUAAUAAUCGGGAAUUUCUGAGGACCUUUUGUUGAUA